This is a messenger RNA of Penicillium brevicompactum, 1521 nucleotides long. RefSeq lists its product as uncharacterized. The record is from RefSeq and is a predicted model, not a curated record. Bases 1 to 1521 code for a protein of 506 amino acids. NCBI's taxonomy places the organism in Eukaryota, Fungi, Ascomycota, Eurotiomycetes, Eurotiales, Aspergillaceae. The transcript has a single exon.
AUGCGUUACACCGUGAUCAACGGCCUUCUUCUUUUGGCCGUCUCCCCUCUGGCCGCCCUCGCCCUCCCGGUUGACCCCAACGACCAGACCGGUCAAUGGGAUCCCAGUGGUCAAUACCGCAAGGGUCACUGGCAGAAUGGCCAGUUCAUUGCGAACAACGGCGACAACCGCUACAACCAGAAUGGCCAAACCAACCAGAACGGUUACGUUGACCGCAACGGCCAGUGGCGUGAGAACAACCAAAACGGCCAGUACAACGAGAAUGGCCGACAGAACCAGAACGGUCAGUGGAACCGUCGAGCCGUCGUAGCCCAGCCUCUCAACCCGGAGACUGUGCGCAACAACGGCGCUACACUGGUCCCCGGCCUCAAGGCUCGUACCUGGCCCAACGACCAAAACAACCAGAAUGGUUGGACCGAUGCCAAUGGAAAGUGGCACCCAAACAACCAGAACGAUCAGAAUGGUUGGACUGAUGCCAAUGGCCAAUGGCAUGCCAACAACCAAAACGGAUGGACUGAUGCCAACGGCCAGUGGCACGCAAACCAGAAGCGCGAAGUGGCUGCCAAGGAUCAAAAUGGUUGGACCGAUGCCAACGGACAAUGGCACCCCAAUAACAACCAGGACCAGAAUGGCUGGACUGACGCAAAUGGUCAAUGGCACGCAAACAACAACCAGAACGGAUGGACCGACGCCAACGGCCAGUGGCACGCAAACAACCAGAAUGGAUGGACUGAUGCCAACGGCCAAUGGCACGCAAACCAGAAGCGCGAAGUUACUUCCAAGGACCAGAACGGCUGGACUGAUGCCAACGGCCAAUGGCACCCCAACAACAACCAGAAUGGCUGGACUGACGCCAACGGCCAAUGGCACCCCAACAACAACCAGAACGGAUGGACUGACGCCAAAGGCCAAUGGCACCCCAACAACAACCAGAAUGGCUGGACUGACGCCAAUGGCCAAUGGCACGCAAACCAGAAGCGUGAGGUAGCCUCCAAGGACCAGAACGGCUGGACUGAUGCCAACGGUCAGUGGCACCCCAACAACCAGAAUGAUCAGAAUGGCUGGACCGACGCCAACGGCCAGUGGCACCCCAACAACCAGAACAACCAGAACGGCUGGACUGACGCCAACGGCCAAUGGCACGCAAAUCAGAAGCGCGAGGUAGCAUCCAAGACAGUCGAGCGCCGCAGCUGGCGCGACGCUGGCCGGGACCAGGACAACCACAAGAACGGCUACAACAACGAUGAGAACAACCGCAACAACUGGAACAACAACCAGAACCAGAAUGACAACAACCGCAACCACGGAAUUGCCCCCAGCUCUAGCGUUAUUCCUCGCAACUGGCCCGCCGACAACAACAACAACGUCAACAACCCCCAGAUUACCCCCAGCUCCCAGAACAACAAGUACCAGAGCUACGGAAACUACAAGAACUACGGCUCUUACCAGAACUACCCGGCCAACCCCCAGGACCAGAACCAGGACAAGAACAUCAAGGCCAACGCUGGUCAGCAGGAGUAA